Messenger RNA from Miniopterus natalensis, 1415 nucleotides. RefSeq names its product inositol-trisphosphate 3-kinase A (gene ITPKA). Gene Ontology annotation, biological process: inositol phosphate biosynthetic process; phosphatidylinositol phosphate biosynthetic process. NCBI's taxonomy places the organism in Eukaryota, Metazoa, Chordata, Mammalia, Chiroptera, Miniopteridae. Gene Ontology annotation, molecular function: inositol hexakisphosphate kinase activity. Gene Ontology annotation, cellular component: cytoplasm; nucleus. The record is from RefSeq and is a predicted model, not a curated record.
UCGUCGCUCUCCUCCACUGGCUCCUCGUCGCUGCCCGAGGACUCGGAGGACGACCUGCUGAGCGACAGCGAGAGCCGGAGCCGCGGCAACGUGCAGCUGGAAGCCGGCGAGGACGUGGGUCAGAAAAGCCACUGGCAGAAGAUCCGGACCAUGGUGAAUCUGCCUGUCAUGAGCCCUUUCAAGAAGCGCUACUCCUGGGUGCAGCUGGCCGGGCACACGGGGAGUUUCAAGGCGGCGGGCACCAGCGGGCUGAUCCUGAAGCGCAGCUCGGAGCCCGAGCGCUACUGCCUGUCGCGGCUGAUGGCCGACGCGCUGCGGGGCUGCGUGCCCGCCUUCCACGGCGUGGUGGAGCGCGACGGCGAGAGCUACCUGCAGCUGCAGGACCUGCUCGACGGAUUCGACGGCCCCUGCGUACUUGACUGCAAGAUGGGCAUCAGGACUUACCUGGAAGAGGAGCUGACCAAGGCCCGCGAGCGGCCCAAGUUGCGGAAGGACAUGUACAAAAAGAUGCUAGCGGUGGACCCUGCGGCGCCCACGGAGGAGGAGCACGCGCAGCGCGCGGUCACCAAGCCGCGCUACAUGCAGUGGCGAGAAGGCAUCAGCUCCAGCACCACGCUAGGCUUCCGCAUCGAGGGAAUCAAGAAAGCCGACGGAUCCUGCAGCACCGACUUCAAGACCACGCGAAGCCGGGAGCAGGUGACUCGGGUCUUCGAGGAAUUCGUGCAGGGGGAUGCGGAAGUGCUGAGGAGGUACCUGAACCGCCUGCAGCAGAUCCGGGACACCUUGGAGGUCUCCGAGUUCUUCAGGAGGCACGAGGUGAUCGGCAGCUCCCUGCUCUUCGUGCACGACCACUGCCACCGCGCGGGCGUGUGGCUCAUCGACUUCGGCAAGACCACGCCCCUCCCCGACGGCCAGACGCUGGACCAUCGGACGCCCUGGGAGGAGGGCAACCGCGAGGACGGCUAUUUGCUGGGGCUGGACAAUCUCAUUGGCAUCCUGGCCAGCCUGGCCCAGAGAUGAGGCUAGGCCCCUGCCCUCGCACAGACCGACUGGUCUGACAGACGGACCCGCGGCUUUGUCCCCGCUGUGCAUGCUGGGAAGAGACAAACAAACCCAGAGGUUGGGGCGGUUCACAGGGUCCUGUAGGGCCAGGUGCCAACCACUAAGGGACGCCCUGCACGCACCAAAGCUGUUCCCUGUACAAACCCAAGCGGUCCCAGAGCCAAUGACACUAAUUUAAGGGGGGAAGACUGUGACAAUGGGCUUCUUCCUCAGCCUAGCUCUUCUGAGGGCGCUCUGUACUUCUCCAGAGGGGCCAGAUAAUGAAUUUUAUUUCGCAGGCACUAGAUCUAUUGAUCUAACCUCCCACACUACAAAGGACUCUCCUCCACAAUAAAACUCAAACACACCAGCUU